UUUCAUGGCGAGCGGGGGACUGGCACUACCGGAUUUUGCCGGACAUUUCUGAUUCCAGAUUCAAUAUGGCGGACGAUAAGAGAAGUCCUGCUGUCUGUUUUGAGGAAAUUUUUAACGAGAUUUCUACCGACAAUUUGCCAAAACUUAAUAAAGAAAGACUGCAGUAUUGCUGUAAUGCUCUAAAGCUGAAAGUUUCCGGCGAAAAGAAAGAACUAGCUCAGAGGUUAGAACCACUCGGAAAGUUCAAGGAGUUGUUUGAUAAAAAAGUCACUCGAAUUCAAGAAGAUUUUAAGUUUUCUACUGCACUCGAUCCCCAUUCUAUUCCACCUCUCUCAGCAAACUGGAAGGUCGUAGGGAAACAGACAGAAGUUGCAGUUCCGACUGUUACUGAAUGUACGAUUAAAGAAUACCAGAAAGCGAAAUACGCUGGAGGAAAAGGACAGUACAGAAAGGCUUAUAAAUUAUUUUCUUCGAGAAGAAUAAUGUCGGUUAAAAUAAUUGAAUGUUCUGGUGACACGUACGUGAAAGCUAGCAUUCUUAAAUCGUACACAGGGAGUAUAAGCAGACCUGCAACACUUUUGUUUUGCAAAAAUACUCCUGUGAAAGCAUACUGUGGUUGUGCAGUGGGCAAAAGCGGAUUAUGUUGUCAUGUUAUAGCCCUUUUAAUACAACUUAAUCACUUCAAUAAUCACAAGAAACUAUACCUUAAUAUGUCAUGCACUGAAAAGCUACAAAAGUGGCAUAAAAAGGGACAAUCAAACACUGCAAGAUCUGCUACUCAAGUGAAGUUAAAGUACAUGAGAAAUUUGCGUGGUGCUAGGAGAGACAUCAAUAAAUUGAGGACAAAGAAAAAGGUCAUCAGUGCUAGUGACAAUGACUACAGUGACUGGUAUACAAGAGAUGUUUUGAAAAUGGAAAAAAAAGUCAAGACUAAAAUCAAUUCAAUGAAAUCAGUUGAAAGUCAUUUUCUUUCAGUCCUGUCCAAGUAUAAAAAAAAAUCAGGUUUAUUUCUGCAUUUAAGGUACAAGAAUGAAUUUCAAAACAAGGAAGCAGGGAGAGAGUAUAAUGAACUUGUAUUGAAACCAAAGUUUGAUGAGAGCACAGAGGCAGUAUGGAGACCAAAACCAGCUGAGUCCGAAGCUAAUACCUUUCCUACAGAUACUGUUCAAGGUGAUGAAGCUAAAUUUAAACAACAAAAUAGCCUCUUGACAAGAUUGAAUUAUGUUCCUGUUGAUCAGUGUUCUAAGGACUGGAGAGCUUUAAGAGUCGGGGUAAUCACUGCUAGUAAAGCCCCAUCAUUACUUGGAUUCCAUGGGAUGAAAGAAUUUGAUUGCUCUUGGUUUGCAAUUAGAAAUAAACUUGAUGAAAGUGUACUGAACCCCAAAAGGUCUAGAUUACCAAAUUUCAUUAGAGGUAAGCAAGAAGAAGGCAAUGCACUCCUCCAGUUUUGUAAUGAUUCAAACCUAGACAUUACCCAGUGUGGGUAUUUUAAACAUCCCACUGACCAGAGAUUUGGGUCAAGUCCAGAUGGAGUAAGCACUGGAGAACAGGAAUUUCUAGUAGAAAUCAAGACCCGAUCCUUGCCAAAUAAAAGUGAUCUGGCAAAGCUAACACAAGAAAAAGUUGAAACAAAACUACUAACCACUCAAACUCCACUAACACAGAUAACAGGAAGUCAUUUAAUACAAUGCCAUUUACAAAUGGAGUGCACUGAAACAUCACUUGUCUACUUGAUGUCCUAUGUUCCAGAAACCGAAGUUGCUGCUUAUUUCCCUAUAGCAAAAAAUCAUGUUCUGAGUGCGAUAAUGUUGGAUUUAUUAAUACACAUAUUUGAAAAAAAAGCCAUGUCUGACUCCUGGGCACAUUUUGAGCAUCCUAGCCUUGUAAAGCUAGGAAGUAAACUUGAAGGAUCACACCCAACUUUUGAAAACACCCGCUAUUUUAGAUCUUGGGUAAAUUCUGAAGCAAAGUUAAUCAAACCUGUAAGAUUUCAGAAAAAUCCCUGCGAAGCAAAUCCAUGUCUUAAUGGUGGUAAGUGUGUAGCGGAUSGAAUCGACCUUCGCUGCGAGUGUAAAGGACAUGUUGGUGAAAACUGCGAGAUUUUAGAUAUCGGUAAGAUUCYACAUAACUGGGUGACGUACUCAUUUCUCACAGCUUUAAAGGCUUUGCGGCAAAUUGAAAACAAAGUGCUGUAA
Molecule: messenger RNA, 2195 nt
Organism: Exaiptasia diaphana
Lineage: Eukaryota; Metazoa; Cnidaria; Anthozoa; Actiniaria; Aiptasiidae
Exons: 3
Coding region: 66-2195 (709 amino acids)
Source: RefSeq, a predicted model, not a curated record